UUGCCACGGGUUGCGUGUGCGCGCCGGCUGCGCGAGCGGAGCCGCGCGAUAGUGUCACACAGUACAGCCAGACAUGGCGGCGGAUAUACAGCCCGAGUGGAUUUCUGCUCUCCCUUCUUCCUGGAGUUACGGGGUGACUCGAGAUGGACGCGUCUUCUUCAUUAACGAGGAAGCCAAGAGCACAACCUGGCUGCAUCCGGUGAGCGGCGAGGCGGUAAUAACCGGCCACAGGAACACUCCAGACCUACCCACUGGAUGGGAGGAAGGAUAUACUUUCGAGGGUGCGCGCUGCUUCAUCAACCACAAUGAGCGGAAGGUGACCUGCAAGCAUCCGGUCUCAAGCUUACCCUCGCAAGACAAUUGCAUCUUUGUCGUCAACGAACAAUCUGCCUCCAAAGUGCCGGCGAAUGAGAAGGAUCGGCCACUAAGCACCAUGAGUGAGGCCUCCAACUACACAGGCAGUUCGGACUACUCCGCAAACCCCACCAACACGGCAGACAGACCAUCGAGACCUUCCAAAAAAAUCCACAACUUUGGGAAGAGAUCCAACUCCAUCAGGAGGAAUCCCGGUGCGCCAGUAAUCAAGAGGAACUGGCUUUAUAAACAGGACAGCACGGGGAUGAAGCUGUGGAAGAAGCGGUGGUUCGUGCUGUCUGACCUGUGCCUCUUCUACUACAGAGACGAAAAGGAGGAGGGGAUUCUUGGCAGCAUCCUCCUGCCGAGCUUCCGUGUGUCCAUGCUGUCUGUGGACGACCACAUCAACAGGAAAUAUGCCUUCAAGGCAACGCAUCCCAACAUGCGGACGUACUAUUUUUGCUCCGACACGGCCAAAGAGAUGGAGGCUUGGAUGAAAGUUAUGACCGAUGCCGCACUUGUGCAUUCCGAGCCAGUCAAGAGGUUGGACAGGCUAAAGGUGGAGCAGUGCGGGCCGCAAGAGAUCAAUCACGUGGCCAACUACCGGCCUCCGCUCACGCAGCCCGAAAUCCACAACAAUCAACUGAACAUCGAGCGCGCCCCCGAAGCCCCCCCCGCCGCCGCAGCGGACGAUGAGCGAAAGCAGCGGGACGCCGCGCGCUACGGCUUCCAGCAGGACGGGGCGGAGCGCGAGCGCCCGCUCACAAAGAUCAACAGCAUCAAGCUGCAGCCGGCGCAGGCGGCGGCCGUCAAGGCCAGCGUCGCCUCGCCGCAGACACCGACCGAGGUGGACGGGUCGCGCCACGGCCCCCAGGUCAACGGAUCAGGGGAGCAAGCCGCGCAGGACGGGACUGGGGUCCCUCCUCGCCGGAGUCCCACUCCCGAGCCGGACCGCGCGCUGAGCAGGACCAGCUCCAUGCAGCAACUGGAGCACUGGGUCCGCACCCAGAGGGGCCGUAGCCAGGACGACGACACCAGGAGCAUCACGUCCUACCAGACGCUGCCUAGAAACAUGCCGAGCCACCGGGUGGCCUACAUGCCACACUACGGCGACGGCUACAGCAGCAUGCCCAGGAAUAGCAUGGCGCAGAGGGACAGCAUCUGCAGCAUGUCGCCCUCGUUGUACGAGCAGUCGCUGGGGCCCUCGGUGGACAAGCGGCGCUCCAUGCGCGACGACACCAUGUGGCAGCUGUUUGAGUGGCGGCAGCGGCAGGCCUACACCAGGCCGCCGCCGCCGGGCCUCUACAGAGACAUGGCCAGUCCCAAGACCAUGAUCAACCUGUCGGAGCACGCCGCGCCAAGCCACUCCAUCCCCCCCUCGCCCUCCCACGGCUCGCUGUCCAUGUACGGCGGCUACUCCCCCAUGCGCUCCUACAACGUCGCGGGCGCCCGCUCGGAGGUGUCCUCUCCCGUCUACAGAGGGGACGCCAGCAUCGACAGGCGGCUCAGGCCGCAGCACAACAAGUACGCCUACCCGCCGGAUAGGAGGUCGAUGCCUGCGGGGAUCCCAGUUCAGACCAUCAGCGCCCAGUCGCUCCACGGCAAAACACCUGAGGAACUGACUCUGCUGCUCAUAAAGCUGCGGCGGCAGCAGGCCGAGCUAAACAGUGUCCGGGAGCGCACCGUAGCACAGCUUAUGCAACUAAACAUGGACGGAGACAACCCAAAGAACGACAUUCUCUCCCAUCACCUCCAAAGGAACCUCAUGUUUUUGGACUAUCAGAUGAAGGAAAGUGACCCUUUAAUCGUCAUGACUCACACUUUGAUUGAGAACUCUGCCCCAAGGCCUCAACUUUACCACCAACUGGGUCCAGAGGACUACAGGGAUCUGGGCUACACACGCGCGGCGGAGGAAGCGGACAUUGACACCAAACUGAGCCGGUUGUGCGAGCAGGACAAAGUGGUGAGGACUCAGGAGGACAAACUUCAGCAGCUGUACCGAGAGAAGCACACCCUGGAGACGGCGCUGCUUUCAGCCAGCCAGGAGAUCGAGAUGGGCUCUGAAAGCCCUGCUGCCAUGCAGAGUGUUAUCCAGCAGAGAGACUUGCUGCAGAGCGGCCUGCUCAGCACCUGCAGAGAGCUCUCCAGAAUCGCUGCUGAGUUUGAGCUGUCGUGGAGGGAGUACGAGAAGCUGGAAGCGGACGUGACUCUGGCUAAGAACAAGCUGCUGGAACAGCUGGAAGCACUGGGAAGCCCUCAGACGGAGCCUCCCAGCCAGCAGCAUGUCCGCAUCCAAAAAGAGCUUUGGAGGAUUCAAGAUGUGAUGGAGGCCCUCAGUAACCACAAAGCUCAGAGAGUGGCUGAUGGUAUGAGCUCGCCCGACGCCAACUUCAGCAUGAAUAAUAACGAGGAGGACGACUCUGUUCCCCCACGGCCGCCCCUCCCCCAGUCCUAUGAGCCCGACCCCCCCAGCGCGCCCCCUGUGCCCCCUCAUGCUGGUGUGCGCCCUUCAACGCUGCACAGGCCCGAGGAGAGGAAGAGGAACGGCUCGCACAGCGGCCCAGACUACCGGCUGUAUAAGAGUGAACCGGAGCUCACCACGGUGGCUGAAGUAGAUGAGACCAAUGGAGAGGACAGAUCUGAACACCCUUCUGAUAGAGAACAUUCUGGAAACAAAGGGAUGUCCUACCCAGUGGGCAUCGUGCCACCCAGGACCAGAUCUCCAGUGACGGACUCCUCCUCCAUCGCUUCGUAUGUUACUUUGAGGAAGAGCAAGAGGCCAGAUCCCAUGGCGGGGAAUCAAAUGGAGCGACCUCGCAGCGCAGUGGAGCAGCAGCUGUGUGCCGCGGAGAGUGGGCGGCCCCGGAUGAGUGUGGAGGAGCAGCUGGAGAGGAUCCGCCGCCACCAGCAGGGUGCCCUCCGGGAGAAGAAGAAGGGCGCCCACGUCCGGGGCGGCGGCCAGGGAAACGCGCCCUCCCGCAGUCACUCGUUCACGAAGGAGAACCAUUAUCGCUCGCAGUCCCAAAUGAGGCGCAGAGAAGAGGGGAUAAGUUGCAUUGACGAGCUGGAGGCCUCGCUCCGGCUGCAGGAGGUGGUCAGGGACCAGGAGACGCCGGCCGAGGAGAUCGCCCGUCUCAAAGAAGCCUCGCAGGACGACCACUUGAAUAUGGACCGAGAGCUUUCAGUGCCUGACAAAGUGCUGAUCCCUGAGCGUUAUGUGGAGUCCGACCCUGAGGAGGCCCUGAGCCCUGAGCAGGAGGCUGACAAGCAGAGGAAAGUCGACCGGAUCAAAGCCCUCAUUGCCAAAAACAGCAUGCAGAAUACGCUGCCUAGUGUGGCGCUCAGCCCCGAGGAGGAGUCUGAAGUGGAGGUCACCGUACAGGAGAAAGAGAAGAUGAUUAAUAUGUCCUACGAGCUGGCGGCAGAGGCCUCCAAACGCAGCAAGCUGGUAGCAGUGAAACGCCUGUCGUCCUCUUCCUCACCCCUUCCGCAGCCGUCUAACACACCCCCUCAACUCCCUGACGGCUCUCACUUCAUGUGUGUGUAGUAGCACCACACAGGCUCUGGCCUCAGUGAGAACCUACACCUGAAGGAAACAGCAGAGGUGUAAAGAUGCCCCAGAAGGCUUCCCCCAGGACCUCAGCACAAGGCCGCAGCCUACAGAGAGUGAAACUGCCUACUCCGUUCUCUGGGUUCUUAACUUCUGACUUCUGUAUGCUCACUGUGACGUCUUCAGCUCUUACGCCACCAUCAACGCUUUCCCUCCCCUGCCUUUUCUCUGUUGGUUCGCCUCGCCUCCGAACACAGCUCGAUACUCUUAUUGUUGCAGUUCCAUUUUUAGUUUUUACACGGUUUUUAAGGAUAUUUUCAUUAUUUAUUUGGUUUUAUUAGGUUCUUGUAGGAGUGUGGGCCAACGUUGGUCAUCAACAUCCAUCCUGUCAUCAGCUUGAUGGUCUCAUGACCAAAUCUUUCAGCUACAUUUUACAUUCAUGUUUCACAGUCUGUUCUAAAAGCUUACAAGAACAAAUUUUCCCCUAAUUUUACAUUUACCAGAUAAUCCUAGUUUUUUAUAAAUUGGUUUGUUUUUGGAGACAUCAGCCAUUAACCAACCAUUCAUAUGUAUCCAUUUAUUGUAAAGGACAUUUGUCAUUGCAAGAGAUGAGUUUAUAAGAGAUGUAGUUUCCUCCAUUAUAAUGAAAGGAGGAGCCACUUUAUUGCUGCAGACCAAUAUUAUUUGUAAAUUCUCCUGUUUCUAGGUUGUAAUUAUUUAAAGUGGGAUCUUCUGGAGUCCCUGUUGCAUUGUUGCCGACGCAUAUGUGAAUGUCUAAGUCACUCUAUACUGUCUUUUUUUUGUAUUGCUGAAAGUUAUAUUUAAACUAAAAGAAGGAAAAAAACUAGUUUGGUUCUAUUUUAUGAUGUUAGUUUGAAGACUUGGAACUAUGGGGUUAAAAAAAGAUUAGCACAUGUAAAAAGCAAUAAAAAAGACGUUUGUGGAUCCAGGAUUCUGUGUACAAAGUGUAAUUAUCAGAUGUUUACUGUGUAUAUAAUGUACAUGGUACAGCAGGAUGGGGAUGUAUCCAGCAUAUGGUUGCAUACUAAAUUUGAUUUAAAAAUGUUCAUAUCCCAUCUGUUUUAUAUCAUGUGAAAUAAAUGUUGCUGUUCUUAAAGAGA
Pungitius pungitius (ninespine stickleback) is the source of this 5025-nucleotide messenger RNA. Its product is annotated as pleckstrin homology domain-containing family A member 5-like. Gene Ontology annotation, cellular component: cytosol. The transcript is spliced from 29 exons. NCBI's taxonomy places the organism in Eukaryota, Metazoa, Chordata, Actinopteri, Perciformes, Gasterosteidae. The record is from RefSeq and is a predicted model, not a curated record. Gene Ontology annotation, molecular function: phosphatidylinositol-3-phosphate binding; protein binding; phosphatidylinositol-5-phosphate binding. The coding region runs from base 74 to 3901 and encodes 1275 amino acids.